AUGCUGGACCCGGCGCAGCUCCCUCUUCUCCUCCCAGCCCUCUCCGGACAGGCUCCGAAAGCUGUAGCCCCACUCCACGCCGCAAGGGAGCUGGGCGCCUGGCGGCCCUUCACCACUGAGCUGUCCGAGGGCAGCCUAUGCGCAGGCGCCGGCCCACCCCUCGGUGGAGGGGCGGGGUUAGGGGCGGGGCUCGAGCUGCUGCGCCUGCGCCGCCGCUCCGCCCGCCGGCCCCACGCCUUAGGGCUGGCGGAGGGCGGGGAGGGCGGGAGUGGGUCCGCGGGCGGACCAGGGGCGGGGCUGGGGCGGGACCGGGGGGCGCGCUGGGGCGGGGACGGGGGCGGGGGCGGCGCCGGUGCGGGUCCAGGGUCUGGCCCGGGCCGGGGUCGAGAUUAUGGGCGGGCCCACCCCGGAGGGUUUGGGUGCGAGUGUGGCCCUGGCCCUGGGGCGGCGAGGCGGGGUCCUGGAGGUGGGAGACGGGCGCCAGUUGCCGGCACUGCUAUGGCAGACCGGACGGUGGGGCCGAGCUGGGGGAGCGUGGAGCCCCCGUCCCGGGCCUUGAAGACCAAACUGCCGCCGUACCCGCGGUCCUCGGUGUCGAAGCUGGGCCCAGGCCCGGGCCGCGCUCGCCACGUCCGCCGCUCAAGCGCGGUGCGUGUGAAGGGCCGCCGCCUGACGGCCUGGCAGCAGGCCCGGCCGCGGCCAAGACCGCCGCAGUGGGCCCGUACGGCCGGCCCCGGGGCCGAGGCCACGGCGUCGCCCCACGGCUCGGUGGCCUCGUCCCCCAAGUUCCGGAGAUGCGUGGUGAUCGAGCACGAGAGGGUGUGGUACAGCUGGGAGCCGCUGACCGUACGGGGCUACCGCCUGCCCAAGCUCAACGUUAAGCCAGCGGCCCAGCCGGUCGCCCAGCCAGCGGCCCAGCUAGCGGCCCCGCCGCCCUCGCCGGCUUUCCAGGAGCCUGCCGCGGUCCCCGCAGGACGGGAGUCCCUGGGGGCCAAGGGGGGCGAGCAACCACAAGAAAUCAGGGCACCAGCCACUCCGAAGGUGGGGGCUACCGGGGCCGAAGAGGGGCAUACCCCGAAGGCUGUUGCUGCUGGGACCGAAAAGAGGCAGACCCCGAAGGCGGGGGCUGCCGAGGCAGAAGGCGAGCAGACUCCGAAGGCGAGGGCUGCCGGGGCCGAAGAGGGGCAGACCCCGAAGGCGAGGGCUGCCGGGGCCGAAGAGGGGCAGACCCCGAAGGCGGGAGCUGCCAAGGCAGAAGGUGAGCAGACCCCAGGAGCUGAGGGCGAGCAGAUGGCGAGGGCUGCGGCAGAAGGUGAGCAGACCCCAGGAGCUGAGGGCGAGCAGAUGGCGGGGGCUGCCGGGGCAGAAGGGGCAGAAGCCGAGCAGACCCCAGGGGCAGAAGGCGAGCAGAUCUCGGAGACUGGAGAUGCUGGGGCAGAAGGCGAACAGAUCUCGGAGGCUGGAGAUGCUGGGGGAGAAGGCGAACAGAUCUCGGAGGCUGGAGAUGCUGGGGCAGAAGACGAACAAACCCUAGGGGCAGAAGGCGAACAGACCCCAGGGGCAGAAGGCGAACAGAUCUCGGAAGCGGGGACUGUCGAGGCAGAAGUCGAACAGACCCUAGGGGCAGAAGGCGAACAGAUCUCGGAGGCUGGAGAUGCUGGGGCAGAAGGCGAGCAGACCCCAGGGGCAAAAGGCGAACAGAUCUUGGAGGCGGAGGCUGAGGCUGCUGGGGCAGAAGGCGAGCCGACUCCAGGGGCAGAAGGGGAACAGAUCUCAGAGGCGGGGGCUGCCGAGGCAGAAGGCGAGCCGACCCUGGAGGCGGGGGCUGCCGAGGCAGAAGGCGAGCCGACCCUGGAGGCGGGGGCUGCCGAGGCAGAAGGCGAGCCGACCCUGGAGGCGGGGGCUGCCGAGGCAGAAGGCGAGCUGACCCUGGAGGCGGAGGUUGCAGAGGCAGAAGGCGAGCUGACCCUGGAGGCGGAGGUUGCAGAGGCAGAAGGCGAGCAACCUCAGGACCAAGGCCAGGGCCAGUUGCUGGAGAGUGCAGAGGUCGGCAGUCAGGAGGAGAAAGACUCUGAGGGCCAGAAUAAGAUCGAGAUGAGCCAGGAAAGGGCUGAGGAAGGAAAAGUUCCUGAGGAAGGAGGGCAGGACUCAUUUUCUGCUGAAGAAGGUAACCCUUCCGAAAGGACAGAGGCGCAACACUCCGAACUAGGCUUUGACGCCACCGUAGAUAGCACAAGCACCACAGCCCACGAAGAAGAGGUAAUCUAUCUGAACCAGAAAGAGUUCGAGGAAGAAAACCCCGUGAGGAGCGAUGCCCACGAAGUGAUGGAAGGGGAGCAGCCUGGCCAAGGGGCCGAGGAAGAGAAAGAAGCCCCCCGGGGUGGGGAUGUAGGAGGAGAGGGCAAGGAGUCUGAAGGAGGAUAAACGGGAGAGAGAGCCGAUGAGGCAGCUAGUGUCAUGAAGGAAGACGCUGGGCCAGUAAAGGUGGGGGGAAUUUGGACAGAAAGAUUGGACUUGGUAGGGGCUUUGCAAGGGAGGAAGAUGGAAGUGUGGGGGCUCUGGGGCACAUUAUCAGAAAGGAUAUCAAAAAAAGUACUGAUGGACAGUAUGGGCCAAAGUGUGGCCAGCCCUUGCCAAGGGAAUAAUAACAGACUGAGGUGUCCGGAGUUGAUGUGGAUGUAUCUAAGAGCCAUCAAGGAGAAAGACUUUGAAGAACCAGGAGAUGAUAGAAAUGAAAGGGUUGCUGGGUUGGCAGACCCAGGCUGCAGGGAGGCCCCUGGAGUGUCGAGCUUUGCUUUUCUGAUGGGUUUACCAAGUGCCUAAGCCAGCAUCCUACAGUCCAGUGUCCAAAGAUCUGCAGAACUGGCACAGCUAGGAAGGCCACGCAAGGGGAAAGGAGCCUCCAGCCACCCUUCCAAGUCUUGUUUCACGGGACUUGCAGGAGACCAGAUAGAGGAUCCCACGGCAGGUACCGGGAUCCCGCCCACUUUUCUUAAAUUUAA
Dromiciops gliroides (monito del monte) is the source of this 3002-nucleotide messenger RNA. Its product is annotated as collagen alpha-1(I) chain-like. The transcript has 5 exons. NCBI's taxonomy places the organism in Eukaryota, Metazoa, Chordata, Mammalia, Microbiotheria, Microbiotheriidae. Bases 1 to 2424 code for a protein of 807 amino acids. The record is from RefSeq and is a predicted model, not a curated record.